UUUCGGGAACAGUUUGACGAAGUGCUCAGGCUACGUGCCGCAUUGUCGGUCGAGGUUGAGGCACUGGAACAGUUGCGUGCGGAAUUGGAAGAUUCUGAAUCCAUGUCCGAAGUACAUAUCCAGUUAGAACGGGCCACUUUAGAGAACAAACGCCUUCAGUCCGCCAUACGUUCUGCCCACGAGCAGGUGUCCGAGUUGUAUUUUAGCAAGCGCGUUCUCGAAGCUGAGAUGAGCGCAUUACGCAGCGAACGAGAUCGCCAAUUGGCUGAGGCAAACGAACGAGUUCGUCUGGCUGAACGAGCUGUGGUAGCUGCGGCCACUUCACGGCGUCGUUUUACAGAGCCAAUUGUCACCAAGUCACCCGUUCUCACUAAUCGGUCUGGAGCACAUUCGGGUACUGGGUCCCUGACAGAAUCGGCAACUGCUUCAGUUUUAUCCAGUCGUACGGAAGAAGGAAUCGAACUAGUGCACCGGUCUGGAACUGCUGAUUCUACUAAGACGGCGGAAGAUGGUCCGACAACGGUGAUUGCGACCGGAUCAUUGGUGUCCAAACCUCAGGUGACCAAAUUACGACAACCGCUGAUGGGCUUCAAAAUUGCCAGUCAACAGGUUAAGGAUGGCAACCGUUUCAAACACUACGCAACUUUGACUGCCAUGGCGUUUGACGAAUUUGAUUCUCUAGAUGAGGACGACGUAGUAGAUCCCGACAGUGAUGAAGGGGUAGAGGAGGAAGAAGAAGUGAACACUCCUCGCAAUCCGACAAAACCAACCGUGUCCCAGACCGAUCUUGAUGAUGUUGAUCAGUCAUCGAACCCGGCCGAACCAAUUGAUGAAGUCUCUAAUCCGGAAUCCCAUUCUUCCUCAGUAUUUCCAUCGCCUUCACCACCGCCACCACUAUCUUCGCCACCACCUCUGCCGGCGCACAUGUCAUCAAUGCAUGUGGAAGACUCUCAGGUCCAUUGUAAAGUGAUUGAAGUACACGCUCGUGACGAGGUAACUCCGCUGAAAUCAGACACGACUGUACAAACAUCACCUCUCGACGAAUCUAAAUUGUUAGUCGUACUCCAACCGGGUAGCACAUCUCUUGAACCUGAUCCCCUUCCCUCUCCAUCCUCCUCGAGCACACCACGUAAAACGCCACUUGUGCAAUCUACUGAGAGUGUUGAUCAAGCGAUUACACCCCUGUUAAAAGAUCUAUCUACGGAUUGGCACACGGCUAUUGUUCCUACGGACUCGGACACUGUUCCAAGAUCUGACUAUUUGCGUUUAUUAGAUGAAUUCGAUGCGAUUCGACAAGAGCUGGAGCAAGCUCGUCGCCAUCAGAUUGUCAGUCCAACAGCAGCAGCGAGUUCAAACACGACAUCCACUCCCAUCCGACCCAGCCCGGUGAUUUCCACAUCUGCCGAGCGCAUUUGGACCGAACUAUCGCUUACAUCAUGA
Echinostoma caproni is the source of this 1440-nucleotide messenger RNA. The record is from the annotation of a GenBank genome assembly. Lineage: Eukaryota; Metazoa; Platyhelminthes; Trematoda; Plagiorchiida; Echinostomatidae.